AUAGCAGCGUUGUGGAGAAGCCCGCCGCCGCACGCGUACCCGGGCCCAGUCUGCUCCUUCCACAGGCGUUUUGACUCGGGUGCUGCAGCAGCACGUCGGCUCCAGCCCUGCUCCUGCCGGGUCCCAGAUAGAUGAGCAGCGACAGGUAAAAGGCUCCGUGUGGUGCAGGCUGGCAGCGGUUGGAGUCACGUAAUUAGAAGACGCCGACUGGGCGCUGCGCAGCGACCUGCUGUUGCUGUGGAAGAAUGGCUGCGAAGAGAAAGGAGGCGGUCCUUCAGAUGAACAUCAAUAGCCAGGAGCAUUGGGAGGAAAUGCUGUGUCUUGAAGGCCUCAUUGUUGUUGAUGCAUAUCAAGCCUGGUGUGGCCCAUGCAAAAUGGUAGUGGAUCUUUUCCGAAAAAUAAGGAAUGAAGUCAGCAGUGACCUUCUGCAUUUUGCUGCGGCUGAAGUUGAUUCCAUUGAUGCUCUGGAAGAAUACAGAGGAAAAUGUGAGCCCAUCUUUCUCUUCUAUACAAGAGGAGAACUGGCAGCUGUUGUAAGAGGAGCAAAUGCCCCGUUGCUGCAGAAGACCAUUCUGAAUCAGCUGGCAGUGGCAAGGAAGGUUUUGGAGCAUGGAGGAGAGCGUUUGGCGGCAAUCAGGCUCUGAAUCCUUCUUGUUAGAGCUAAGGCUCAGCUCUCCAGUGCCAGCAGGGCUCUGAAGCUGGGCUGCUUCCUGCCAAAGCUGUGUCAGUUUUUCUGGGCUGAGCCUGAAGACCGAGAUGCCCCCUGUGUCACAGGGCUGUGCAGCCCUCCUGGAUGUAAGGAAGAAGCUGAAAGGGGUGGUUGUGACAUUAAAACCUCUGUCCUCGGGAGGAGGAAAAGCAGUACAUCACCCAGCUCUGCAGGAUGCAGGGGGAACUCUGCUGUGUCUUCUCCUGCUGUGCUCACCCACCGCUAGCGUUAGUUACUCCUUUGGGACACCUUAGCUUUUAAUUCCAUAAUCUAGAAGCUCUCUGAUGGCAUUUCUCAGGCUGCAGGGGAGGGCACUGCGUUGCACUGUGCCAUGCUCAUUCCUCGCUGCGCUGAGCUGCAGCCCGUGCUGGGAUAUCACCGUGCAAUCGCUGUGCCUGGCAGCAGCUGUCCUACAGCGGCUGUGCUGGGAACGGUGCCGCUGAGGAAACGCAACCUUUGAUGUGAGCUCGCUGUGCAGCAGUACCGCUGCAUCCCCUGCUUCUCAAGCACCGCAGUGACACCCACUGGUAACUCUCCAUGUCCCCGAUGAUUUCUUUUUCUCCCCCCGCAGGCUCACGUUCUCGCCGCACCCGAGUCCGGUUUCGCAAGCGCCGUCCCGGGGCAGCUGCACGCUUCCCAAUAAACCGCUCCGUGCCAUCGCCUCCGCCCCUCAGUUACCGCCGCGCAGCGGCCCCUUUAACGGCGGCGCGGGGAGGGCGGCGGUGCCGUGCUGCGCAUGCGCGGAGUGGGGGCGGCUCCGGUCGCGGGUUCGAGUCCCGGCGCCGCCGGCCUGCUCACCCCGCCGCGAGCCGCAGCCCGGCCAUGGACGCGGCGCCGGAGGAUGGCCCUGCGGGAGCUGAGGCUGAGCCGGACGGGUUGCCCUGCCCGGAGCCGCCCGCGCCCCGCUUGAGCGUGGCGGAGCUGGACCGCGAGCUGGACUCCCGCAGCGAGCUGAUCGAUGACAAAGAGUUCGACAUCCCUCAAGUCGAUACCCCGCCAACGCUGGAGAGCAUCCUGAACGAGACUGAUGAUGAAGAAGAGUCUUUCGUUUUGGAAGAUCCCUUUCUCUUGAACAUCGAUAACACGGAUACGCACUCCUAUGACACAUCUUCUGUAGCAAGCUCUGACAGUGGGGACAGGACGCACCUGAAAAGGAAGAAAAAACUCCCGGAUUCUCUCUCUCUGCACGGAUCGGUUAUAAGACUCUCGCUGCUGAAAGGGAUUUCUGCCCAAAUUGUAUCUGCAGCUGACAAAGUGGAUGCUGGUUUGCCUACUGCAAUUGCAGCAUCAAAUCUGAUAGCAGUGGGGACUUCUCAUGGGCUAGCGCUGAUUUUUGGAAAAGAUCAAAACCAGGCUCUACGACUGUGUCUGGGCAGCACUGCUGUUGGGGCCCAGUAUGGGGCUAUCUCUGCUCUCAGCAUCAACAACGACUGCUCCAGGCUCCUGUGUGGCUUUGCGAAAGGACAGAUUACAAUGUGGGAUCUGGCCAGUGGGAAGCUGCUACGAUCAAUAACAGAUGCUCACCCCCCAGGAACAGCCAUUUUGCACAUUAAGUUUACAGAUGACCCGACACUUGCAAUUUGCAACGACAGCGGUGGCUCCGUAUUUGAACUCUCAUUUAAGAGGGUUAUGGGAGUGAGAACGUGUGAAUCUCGAUGUCUCUUCAGUGGCUCCAAGGGGGAGGUUUGUUGUAUUGAACCACUACAUGCAAAGGUUGAACUGAGAGACCAUCCUAUCACCCAGUAUUCGCUGCUGGCCAUGGCCUCGCUAACAAAGAUACUGGUUAUUGGCCUGAAGCCAUCUUUGAAAGUGUGGAUGACCUUUCCCUACGGUCGUAUGGACCCUUCGAGCGUCCCCCUUCUGGCGUGGCACUUUGUGGCUGUCCAGAACUCAGUGAACCCCAUGCUUGCGUUUUGUAGAGGUGAUGUCGUUCAUUUUCUUCUGGUAAAGAGGGAUGAUACUGGUGCAAUACAUGUCACUAAGCAAAAGCAGCUCCAUCUUCACUAUGACCUCAUCAACUUUACUUGGAUAAACUCACGAACAGCAGUGCUUCUGGACAGUGUGGAGAAGCUGCAUGUCAUAGAUCGUCAGACACAGGAGGAGUUGGAGACCAUAGAGAUUCCAGAAGUUCAGCUGGUCUACAACAGCAGCCACUUCAAGUCCCUGGCUACGGGAGGCAAUGUCAGCGAGGCACUGGCAUUGGUUGGAGAGAAAGCUUGUUAUCAGUCCAUCAGCAGCUGUGGUGGCCAGAUCUUUUACCUGGGGACUAAGUCAGUUCAUGUCAUGACAUUGAGGAGCUGGAGAGAGAGAAUUGAUCACCUUCUGAAACAAGAGCGUCUCACUGAUGCCCUGGCUCUUGCUUGGUCCUUUUAUGAAGGGAAAGCUAAGGCUGUAGUAGGCUUGUCUGGGGACACGAGCAAGCGGAAAGCAGUCAUUGCAGACAGAAUGGUUGAGAUUCUUCUCCAUUAUGCUGAUCGGACUUUAAAGAAAUGCCCUGACCAAGGAAAAAUCCAGGUUAUGGAGCAACACUUUCAGGAUGUAGUGCCUGUCAUAGUCGAUUACUGCCUCUUGCUUCAGCGCACGGAUCUAUUGUUUAACCAGAUCUAUGAUAAGAUGAGUGAGAAUUCUGUAGCCAAAGGAAUCUUCCUGGAGUGCUUGGAGCCCUAUAUCUUAAGUGAUAAGCUGAUGGGAAUCACAGCUCAAGUGAUGAAGGACUUGCUUCUCCACUUCCAAGACAAGAACAGGUUGGAAAAUAUGGAAGCCUGCAUUGUGCAUAUGGAUAUCACCAGCCUGGACAUACAGCAGGUGGUCCUUCUGUGCUGGGAAAACCAUCUCUACGAUGCCAUGAUCUACGUCUACAACAGCGGAAUGAAUGACUUCAUCAGUCCCAUGGAGAAGCUGUUGAAAGUUAUUGCUCCGCCACUGGAUGCUGGGAAGUCUCUCACAGAUGAGCAGGUGGUAAUGGGCAACAAGCUGCUCGUGUAUAUAAGCUGCUGCUUGGCAGGCCGUGCAUAUCCAUUGGGUGAUAUUCCUGAAGAUCUGGUACCUCUGGUUAAAAAUCAGAUCUUUGAGUUUCUCAUCCGGUUGCAUUCAACGGAGGGAUCUGUGGAUGAGGAGGUCUACCCUCACAUUCGUACCUUGCUGCACUUUGACACUCGGGAAUUCCUUAAUGUCCUUGCUUUGACUUUUGAAGACUUCAAGAAUGACAAGCAAGCUGUGGAAUAUCAACAGCGCAUUGUGGACAUACUUCUGAAAGUCAUGGUAGAGAAUUCUGACUUCACCCCAUCGCAAGUUGGCUGUCUCUUUACAUUCCUUGCCCGUCAGCUGGCCAAGCCAAACAACACACUGUUUGUGAACAGAACGCUUUUUGAUCAGGUCCUUGAAUUUCUAUGCAGUCCGGAUGAUGACUCCCGGCAUUCAGAGAGGCAACAGGUCCUGUUAGAACUGCUGCAGGCAGGAGGGAUAGUGCAGUUUGAAGAGAGCCGUCUGAUCCAAAUGGCAGAAAAAGCUGAAUUCUAUCAGAUCUGUGAGUUCAUGUACGAACGAGAGCUUCGCUAUGACAAAAUCAUUGACUGUUACCUGCGUGAUCCAGUGAGAAAGGAAGAAGUUUUCAACUAUAUUCACAACAUCCUGUCCAUGCCUGGCUACAGUGCUGAAGAAAAGCAGUCGGUGUGGCAGAAAGCUUUGGAACAUAUAGAGGAGUUACUGCUACUCAGCCCAUGUAAAGCAGCUGACUUGGUGGCCAUCCACUUCACUGAGCAGAUUGAGAGCAUCAUUGCAAACCUUCAGGACCAGUUCUUACUCUUCCAAUUUCUAAGGAGUCUGCUUGAUCCGAGAGAAGGCAUCAACCAAGACCUGCUGCACCUACCGCCCCACGUCACGGAGCAGUUCAUCGAGCUGCUGUGUCAGCACAGCCCUGAACACGUUCUGGAGACGCUGAAAGUCCUGGAGUACUGCAGGCUGGAGGAAACCAUCCAGAUAACCCAGAAACAUCAGCUCCAUGAAGCUUCCUCAUAUUUACUGGAGAAGAAGGGAGAUAUCCAUGGUGCCUUUCUGGUUAUGCUCGAGCGAUUGCAGAGCAAGUUGCUAAUGCUUACACAAGAUGAUGGAGGUUCAGCAGAACUCCCCUUGCUCGAAAGCAUUGAAGAUACCCUAAUGAAAACAAUUGCCCUUUGCCAGAGGAAUUCACACAACUUAAACCAGCAACAGCGAGAGGCCCUCUGGUUUCCCCUGCUGGAGGCUAUGAUGUCCCCACAGAAAUUGUCUGGCUCCUCACAGUACCGAUAUGCUGAAUCCUUGAAGAGUUUGACGAUGCAAGUGCUGAACAACAUGGCUGCAUUUAUUCCUCUUCCUUUGAUCCUGCAGAGAAUCCUACAGGAUCCAGUUUAUGGAAAGGGGAAACUUGGAGAAAUUCAAGGUCUCAUCUUGGGAAUGCUGGACACAUUCAACUAUGAACAAACCCUUUUAGAGACAACCACGAACCUUCUAAACCAUGAUCUCCACUGGUCCCUGUGUAACCUAAGAGCUUCUGUCACAAGAGGGCUUACCCCAAAGCAGGAUUACUGCUGCAUUUGUCUACAGCAGUACAAAAGGAGGCAGGAAAGCGCUGAUGAAAUCAUUGUUUUCAGCUGUGGCCACUUAUACCAUUCCCUGUGCCUGCUGAGUAAGGAGUGCGGGGCAGUAAGCAAAGACGUGAUGCGGUGGAUGUGCUAUAAAUGCAACUUGAGCAACAAGGGAGGAAAACUGAGCGAGAACUUCUCAGAGCUGAAAAAAGGAAGUGGAACCUCCUUGGCACAGACAGGGUCAGAGUCUGCAUUGGAUCCUCAGCAAAUCCAGGCCUUUGACCAACUCUGCCGACUCAACCGUGGGACCUCCCGGUUAGCUCUCCUGACUGAACUGUCCCGUGCCCACGGUGGGGAGAAGCAUGGGCUGCUCAGUGUUUCCCACGGGGACUCUGCUGCCAGCAGCGUCUUCCAGGAUGAGACCUUCCAGCUGCACCUGGCCCCCCCACCACUGAUGGAUGACUAGUGCUGCUGCCUGCACUCCUACUGCUGGGAUGCUUUCCCAGCACAACACUGGGCUUUUUCCUCCACCGCCAUUCCCAGAACCCUUCGUGCUAUGUGGUCUCGCUGGGUGCUCACAGAUGUGCAGCAGUCGGUGAGCUCCCGGCGGUAUGGCAGCUGAGGGGCAGCAAGACUGGGCACUGUGAAGUCAGAGGUCAGAGCCAAAGGUACUGCAAGCUGCCUGCACUGACCUGGAAGCUUGCAGCAGCACCUGUAACUGCCAAAUAACUGCCAAUUCCACUCCACGGGAGGAGCAUGCCUAGAGUCUGCGUGCUUCAAGGAGCUGUGCUGUUCUUGCAGGCGGACGCCAUGCCCCAGUCCCUCGUGGCAGUUGUGGAGUUUGAGGGCAAAGAAUGGGAAAGCCCUGGAUAAGGCUGCAGAUUGCAGAAAACUAUCUGUAUGUGAGGAAACCAAUCUGGGUAGAGUGUGUUCCUACAAAUCUCCAUUAAAAAGGCCCUUGGUUGAAA
Gallus gallus (chicken) is the source of this 6239-nucleotide messenger RNA. It is a transcript of the gene VPS8, whose product is annotated as VPS8 subunit of CORVET complex. Gene Ontology annotation, biological process: endosomal vesicle fusion; protein targeting to vacuole. NCBI's taxonomy places the organism in Eukaryota, Metazoa, Chordata, Aves, Galliformes, Phasianidae. Gene Ontology annotation, molecular function: protein binding. The transcript is spliced from 50 exons. Gene Ontology annotation, cellular component: CORVET complex; HOPS complex; early endosome. The coding region runs from base 1247 to 5737 and encodes 1496 amino acids. The record is from RefSeq and is a predicted model, not a curated record.